This is a messenger RNA of Alternaria ethzedia, 642 nucleotides long. RefSeq lists its product as uncharacterized. The record is from RefSeq and is a predicted model, not a curated record. NCBI's taxonomy places the organism in Eukaryota, Fungi, Ascomycota, Dothideomycetes, Pleosporales, Pleosporaceae. The transcript is spliced from 2 exons. Bases 1 to 642 code for a protein of 213 amino acids.
AUGGAGCUUCCAUCUUCUACAGCUGUUGGAGUCGCCUCUACCAUGUCCGAAAUCUCCCUUACCAACACACUCACAUCUCCUCUCCUCCGCCUCCCCGCAGAAUUGCGCAACAAGAUCUACACCUACGUAGGCCAAUCUAAACACAUCCACAUUGCCGCGACCAUUACCAAUUUGACCUCUUUCAAAUUCACCGCGCAACUCCACCUCCCGGGCCUUCUCUCCACCUGCCAACAAACCCGCUCCGAAGCUACCGCACUCGUAUACGCUCAGACUAACAUCGACACGCUUCCCGGCGACACCUGGUACUGGCUCCACUCGAAAUCGUCCCACCAACUCUGCGCCUACGUCACCUCGCUCCGUAUCAGCGAAUCGUUCGCCGACCUCAUGGAGUGCGAGGUUGGUACGCGCGUGAAGAACUCGCAAGAUGCUAAAUGUUGUACCUUGGACUUGCUACGUCUGGAGCGUGUGCAUGUUAUUUGUAGGGCCUGGGCUGUGAACCUAUUGGAUGGCUCGUUGAUGAGGGAAGCGAUAGGGAAGUGGUUUGACAAAGAGUCUUUGGAUAUUGUCUUUGAGACAGGCCUGGAUCUUCCAUGUCGCCCUCCUGGCUCGCUCUUCGACGCACGUGAGCUGUUGGAGGAUUAA